AUAAAUUUUAAGAUCAGACAAGUAACAUCUCCCACAAUUUAAUUAUAUUCCAAUCUCUACAUCGCACUAUCGCAGUACGAUCAGACAAGAGAAAUAUUCCAUUUAUAUUUUUUUUUUCACCCAAAAAACAAAAUCCAUGUUUUUUUGUUUAAAACGGUGUAGUAUCAUAAUCCAUAAUGGCUUGCUUGGGUUAAAAUAUUUAGAACCCUAAGCCACUCACCGAUAGAGAAGCCGCCGCCACCUUCACCAGUCAGCGUCGCCGCCGCCGCCUUCACCAGUCACCGUUGCAUUCCUCUUUCAGCAAAACCCCUUCUUCUCAUUCACACUCUCACACCCAUAUUCUCAAACACACAAAAUAACAAACACAACACAGCACCAACCUCGGUGAUAACAAUUCAAAGAAACACAGAAAUACACAGACACGAACAAUGGCUGGUCGAUUCCGUGAGCUGAUGAAGAAAUAUGGAAAAGUCGCACUCGGCGUUCACUUGAGCGUCUCCACCUCCUCCAUCACGGGUUUGUACGUGGCCAUCAGAAACAACGUUGACGUGGAAGCCAUCCUCGAGAAGUUCCACAUGGGCACCAUCUCCGAGGAACAAAACCCUAACCCUAAUCACUCCGACGGCGCCGCCGCGCCACCCAAGAACCGGACGGCUCAGCUCGCCGCCUCCGCCGGCAGCGCCUUCACCCUGGCGAUCCUCUGCAACAAGGCGCUGUUCCCCGUGCACCUUAUCACACUCGUCAGUUUCUUACCUCCUUUCAGAAUAGUUGAUACUUACUGGAUCUGCAAGCUAUAAAUCAAAGAACACAAUCAUGUUGAGUAAUUAUUACAUACGUGAUAAAAUCAGUACAACGAAUUAAUAAAUUAAGAAGUUAAAAUGUAUAAUUAACUAUUGAUAACAUAUCUGUCAAUUUUCACUAGAAUAAAUUGAUAAAUUGUAAAUAGGGAUGAAAAUGAGCUGAGCUGCUUGUUAAGGGUCUAUGGUUUGACAUAUCUAAGCUCGACUUGG
Glycine soja is the source of this 1010-nucleotide messenger RNA. RefSeq lists its product as uncharacterized. NCBI's taxonomy places the organism in Eukaryota, Viridiplantae, Streptophyta, Magnoliopsida, Fabales, Fabaceae. Gene Ontology annotation, cellular component: mitochondrion. Bases 429 to 797 code for a protein of 122 amino acids. The transcript has a single exon. The record is from RefSeq and is a predicted model, not a curated record.